CGGGAGGAGGUGGCCCAGCUGCAGGAGGAGGUUCACCUGCUCCGCCAAAUGAAGGAAAUGCUGACAAAAGACCUGGAGGAGACACAUGGCAGCAAGUCACCAGAGGUGCUCUCGGCCACCGAGCUGAAGGUGCAGCUGGCACAGAAGGAGCAGGAGCUGGCACGGGCCAAGGAGGCUCUGCAGGCCAUGAAAGCCGACAGGAAGCGCUUGAAGGCAGAGAAGACAGACCUGGUGAGCCAGAUGCAGCAGCUGUACGCCACGCUGGAGAGCCGCGAGGAGCAGCUCCGGGACUUCAUCCGCAACUACGAGCAGCACCGCAAGGAGAGCGAGGAUGCAGUGAAAGCCCUGGCCAAGGAGAAGGACCUCCUGGAGCGGGAGAAGUGGGAGCUGCGGCGACAAGCCAAGGAGGCGACGGACCAUGCCAGCUCCCUGCGCUCCCAGCUGGACCUGAAGGACAACCGCAUGAAGGAGCUGGAGGCCGAGCUGGCCAUGGCCAAGCAGUCCCUGGCCACGCUGACCAAGGACGUUCCCAAGCGCCAUUCCUUGGCCAUGCCAGGCGAGACGGUGCUGAACGGCAACCAGGAGUGGGUGAUGCAGGCCGACCUCCCGCUGACGGCUGCCAUCCGGCAGAGCCAGCAGACCCUCUACCACUCACACCCCCAGCACUCAGCAGACCGGCAAGGGGUCAGGGUGAGUCCCUGUCAUUCCCGACAACCUUCCAUCAUCUCCGACGCCUCCGCAGCCGAGGGCGACCGCUCGUCCACGCCGAGCGACAUCAACUCGCCCCGGCACCGAACGCACUCGCUCUGCAACGGGGACAGUCCUGGACCGGUACAGAAGAACUUGCACAACCCAAUUGUACAGUCUCUAGAGGACCUGGAAGACCAAAAAAGGAAAAAGAAGAAAGAGAAGAUGGGCUUUGGCUCCAUCUCCAGGGUGUUUGCCCGGGGGAAGCAGCGCAAGUCCCUGGACCCUGGUCUCUUCGACGGGACGGCCCCCGACUACUACAUCGAGGAGGACGCGGACUGGUGA
Messenger RNA from Chaetura pelagica (chimney swift), 1032 nucleotides. RefSeq names its product kazrin, periplakin interacting protein (gene KAZN). The record is from RefSeq and is a predicted model, not a curated record. Bases 49 to 1032 code for a protein of 327 amino acids. The transcript is spliced from 7 exons. Lineage: Eukaryota; Metazoa; Chordata; Aves; Apodiformes; Apodidae.